This is a messenger RNA of Ochotona curzoniae (black-lipped pika), 1946 nucleotides long. RefSeq names its product AKT serine/threonine kinase 1 (gene AKT1). The transcript has 13 exons. The coding region runs from base 72 to 1631 and encodes 519 amino acids. The record is from RefSeq and is a predicted model, not a curated record. NCBI's taxonomy places the organism in Eukaryota, Metazoa, Chordata, Mammalia, Lagomorpha, Ochotonidae. Gene Ontology annotation, molecular function: protein serine/threonine kinase activity; ATP binding. Gene Ontology annotation, biological process: protein phosphorylation.
AGCCCCGGGCCAGGCCCCCUGGGCGCCCUGAGCCUCCAGUGAGCGCAGCGGGAGCAGGCAGCAGGAGCACCAUGACCGAAGGAAGCAUUGUGAAGGAAGGCUGGCUGCACAAGCGAGGGGAGUACAUCAAGACAUGGCGGCCACGCUACUUCCUUCUCAAGAGUGAUGGCACCUUCAUCGGCUACAAGGAGAGGCCGCAGGACGUGGAGCAGCGCGAGUCCCCUCUGAACAACUUCUCUGUGGCACAGUGCCAGCUGAUGAAGACGGAGCGGCCGCGGCCCAACACCUUCAUCAUCCGUUGCCUGCAGUGGACCACGGUCAUCGAGCGCACCUUCCACGUGGAGACGCCUGAGGAGCGGGAGGAAUGGACCACAGCCAUCCAGACAGUGGCCGACGGGCUCAAGAAGCAGGAGGAGGAGAUGAUGGACUUCCGGUCGGGGUCUCCCAGUGACAACUCGGGCGCCGAGGAGAUGGAGGUGUCGCUGGCCAAGCCGAAGCACCGUGUGACCAUGAACGAGUUUGAGUACCUGAAGCUGUUGGGCAAGGGCACCUUUGGGAAGGUGAUCCUGGUGAAGGAGAAGGCCACCGGCCGCUACUACGCCAUGAAGAUCCUCAAGAAAGAGGUCAUCGUGGCCAAGGACGAAGUGGCACACACGCUCACGGAGAACCGUGUGCUGCAGAACUCCCGACACCCAUUUCUCACCGCACUCAAGUACUCCUUCCAGACUCACGACCGCCUCUGCUUCGUCAUGGAGUACGCCAACGGCGGCGAGCUCUUCUUCCACCUGUCCCGCGAGCGCGUGUUCUCCGAGGAGCGCGCCCGCUUCUACGGCGCUGAGAUUGUGUCGGCGCUGGACUACUUGCACUCGGAGAAGAACGUGGUGUACCGGGACCUCAAGCUGGAGAACCUGAUGCUGGACAAGGACGGACACAUCCGCAUCACCGACUUCGGGCUGUGCAAGGAGGGCAUCAAGGACGGUGCCACCAUGAAGACCUUCUGCGGGACACCCGAGUACCUGGCCCCCGAGGUGCUCGAGGACAACGACUAUGGCCGCGCUGUGGACUGGUGGGGGCUGGGCGUGGUCAUGUACGAGAUGAUGUGUGGCCGGCUGCCCUUCUACAAUCAGGACCACGAGAAGCUCUUCGAGCUGAUCCUCAUGGAGGAGAUCCGCUUCCCACGCACGCUGGGCCCUGAGGCCAAGUCCCUGCUCUCAGGCCUGCUCAAGAAGGACCCCAAGCAGAGGCUUGGCGGGGGCUCUGAGGACGCCAAGGAGAUCAUGAGGCACCGCUUCUUCUCCGGCAUCGUGUGGCAGGACGUGUACGAGAAGAAGCUGAGCCCGCCCUUCAAGCCCCAGGUCACCUCUGAGACAGACACCAGGUAUUUUGAUGAGGAGUUCACGGCCCAGAUGAUCACCAUCACGCCUCCCGACCAAGUUCUCCUACUCGGCCAGCGGCACUGCCUGAGUGAUCCCCAGGAUGGAAGGAGCCCACGCGCGGCUGCAGCCACGGAGCCAGGCCACCCUUUGCAGCAGACAGGAGGGAAACUGCCAGUCCUUAAUUUAUUUCACCGACUCAUUCUGGCGAGGCCCGGGCUGCCAGGGCCAAUGGGCAGAGGCCAGGCUGGGGAGUAGUGCUGGGCACUCCAUCUCCUCUCCCUGCCAGCGGCUGGCCUCUGAGGAGACUGUGGGUGGCCCUGGGGGAGGGCCAGCCAGGGACAACACUGUGGCCUCUUCCUGAGGCCAGAGGCCCUUCCUCAAGUCAGGUGGCCCUUGGGGACUGUCCCCCAGUGUCCCCUUGGAUGGCCCCUCUGAAAGUUCCUGUUCUCUCAGACGUUCCACGUUGCUGGUUCUCGCCCUGGCCCCGCCAGCAUUUUUAUCAUCAACCUUUGUAUUUUUACUAUGAAACCUGGAAUGGCCCCUCCAAGUUCAAUAAAAACUGCUUUUCAA